Anoplophora glabripennis (Asian longhorned beetle) is the source of this 834-nucleotide messenger RNA. RefSeq lists its product as uncharacterized. The transcript has a single exon. The record is from RefSeq and is a predicted model, not a curated record. NCBI's taxonomy places the organism in Eukaryota, Metazoa, Arthropoda, Insecta, Coleoptera, Cerambycidae. The coding region runs from base 1 to 834 and encodes 277 amino acids.
AUGAUUAGGGGAGUAAAUUCACCCAAAAAAGCUAUAAAAUACCUGGGAGUGAUGCUCGACUGGCAGGGAACUUACGCAGAUCAUGUUAAGUACGUCUGCAAAAAGGCGGACGAGAGGGUGGCCUCGCUAAACAAGAUCCUUCCCAACAUCGGAUGUCCUAGGGAGGAAAAGAGAAGAAUGCUGGUAGGAGUGGUGCAUUCGGUGAUACUGUAUGCGGCCCCGGUUUGGCAAAGCGUGGUCCGCAUCAAGAAAUACGCCCAAAUGCUGAUAAGCACGCAGAGGAAGAUUUUGAUCCGUGCGGGGUGCGUGAUAAUGUGUAUCUCUCCCAUAACGCUGCUGAUGGAGGAGAGGAAAACGGUACACGACAGGGCUGAUGGCUACACGGAUAGAGCCAGAAAAGAGAUCAGGAACCUCACUAUCGAUAAAUGGCAAGAGAUGUGGGAAAAUAAUUUAGAUAACUCCCAAUUGACGAAAAGGCUCAUAUCGGACCUGAGAAUAUGGGUAAAAUGCCGGCACAGGAGCACGAACUAUUUUCUUACACAGCUCCUCACAAACCACGGAUGCUUUUCAACCUACCUGCAUAGGAUAAAAAAGAAAAAUGAUGAAGUCUGUUUCUACUGUGAGGCAGUAGAUACAGCGGAACACACCCUAGUUAAUUGCCCAAGAUGGGCAAAUGAAAGGCGAGAGCUGGAAGUUGUAGUGGGAGGAAGAAUCACUAUAGAAAAUUUCAUGUUGUGUCUGAUGUCGUCGAGACGAAAUUGGGAAGUUGCAAAUAACAUCGUAAAGUGUAUAAUGGGAACCAAGGAGCGCGAAGAGAAGAAUAUGAAUAGAUGA